UCUUUUUAGAUUGGAUCACCGUUUGCUGGAAGUUACUCAACUGAAGUGGUGGUCGGAGAUCGACAAAAGAUAGAUGAAGUUUCCAAUCCUUAAAACAAAAUUGCAGUUUAGGUUGAAGAAUAUAAAGAUCGUGAGUUAUUGGAAAUCUUAAUCCUAAUCUUAGACUAAAUUUAACAUUUUUACCUCUAAAUGAGUGGCCUCUUUUCUUCCUCGUCUACUUCGUUAGACUUGUCCAUUAAAUCACUUUUCUCACAAUCCUUUGGGGUGGCCAUGGAAGUUCUCUCGUUCUGUCGCUCUCCUUCCGUCCUCAAAUUUUCUGGCUUAUCAAAUGCCUGCUAUUGUAGUUUCCACAAAACUAUUGGCAUGGAUGAGGAAGUAUCCAUAUCCAAGCAUCCUAUGAUCAAUCAUUUGGACGUUAGGAAUGCAUCAUUUUCUGUCAAAAGAUUUCCAAGAAGGUUGUUCUCACAUUUCAUUGGUUUCUAUCCCAUCUUGUUAUAUGCAUAUCCUAGUUUCGGUGCACCAAUGAUGGAAAUGCAAGAACCUGACAUAGUUCGGACACUAAAGCUUGACAGUGGAGUUAGGAUUCAAGAAGUUUUUGAGGGAGAUGGAGCAGAAGCACAUGAAGGAGACAUGGUGGAGUUCAAUUAUGUCUGCAGGCGUUCAAAUGGAUAUUUUGUUCAUAGCACCGUUGAUCAAUUCAGUGGAGAAAGCACACCAGUAAUCCUGCCUUUGAAAGAAAAACAGAUAAUAGAGGGCUUGAAGGAGGUGCUGGUUGGCAUGAGAGUUGGAGGAAAAAGAAGAGCACUUAUCCCUCCUUCUGUGGGUUACAUAAAUGAAAAUUUGAACCCAAUUCCUGAAGAGUUUGGUCCUCGACGUAGUCUGUUAUCACAUCGGAAUGAGCCCUUGAUAUUUGAGGUAGAGGAUGGGGCAAGGGCAAGGGCAAGCUGGCGAGCGACCCGAAGUGAGACCGUGGAGGGCCAUAGGGACUACCGCUUCCGCUUAUUCUUAUUUCAGAUUUUCGCAUUUGAAUUUGAGUACUUUUCAUCACUUACCAUCUUUUAUGUAGAUAGGGCCCGAGUAGGAUUUCAGAACGCUUUUACAUUUUUGCAUGACUACCUUGUUUAAAUUUUAUAAAUAAAAUUUCUUAAACCGUAUGCGUUUUGAAAUUUUUUUAUGACUUAAA
Cucumis melo (muskmelon) is the source of this 1183-nucleotide messenger RNA. Its product is annotated as peptidyl-prolyl cis-trans isomerase FKBP16-1, chloroplastic. Gene Ontology annotation, molecular function: peptidyl-prolyl cis-trans isomerase activity. The coding region runs from base 190 to 1125 and encodes 311 amino acids. NCBI's taxonomy places the organism in Eukaryota, Viridiplantae, Streptophyta, Magnoliopsida, Cucurbitales, Cucurbitaceae. The record is from RefSeq and is a predicted model, not a curated record. The transcript is spliced from 9 exons.